This is a messenger RNA of Diceros bicornis minor, 9307 nucleotides long. RefSeq names its product zinc finger protein 618 (gene ZNF618). The transcript has 16 exons. Bases 98 to 2971 code for a protein of 957 amino acids. The record is from RefSeq and is a predicted model, not a curated record. NCBI's taxonomy places the organism in Eukaryota, Metazoa, Chordata, Mammalia, Perissodactyla, Rhinocerotidae.
AGCGGCGGCGGCGGCGGCGGCGGCGGCAUUGUGCGCGCACCAGCAGCCCGGCCGGGAGGAGCAGGACGCGCCGGGCCGCCUCCGCCCGCACGGACCCAUGAGCCAGCCGGGCGGCGCGGCGGCUCCGCAGGCUGACGGAGCCAGUGCAGCUGGAAGGAAAAGCACAGCGAGCAGGGAGCGCUUGAAGCGCAGCCAGAAGAGCACCAAGGUGGAGGGGCCAGAGCCCGUGCCCGCCGAGGCCUCGCUGAGUGCCGAGCAGGGGACAAUGACGGAGGUGAAGGUGAAGACAGAGCUGCCCGACGACUGCAUCCAGGAGGUGAUCUGGCAGGGCGAGGCCAAGGGGGAGAAGAAGGCAGCCGGCCAGGACGGCACCGGCGACGUGCCUGCCGAGAUCUGCGUGGUGAUCGGCGGCGUCCGCAACCAGCAGACCCUCGGGUCCUAUGAGUGUGGGAUCUGCGGCAAGAAGUACAAGUAUUACAACUGUUUCCAGACGCACGUGCGGGCGCACCGAGACACCGAAGCCACCUCAGGGGAGGGAGCCUCCCAAGGCAACAAUUUCAGGUACACGUGUGACAUCUGCGGGAAGAAGUACAAGUACUACAGCUGUUUCCAAGAGCACCGCGACCUGCACGCAGUGGAUGUGUUUAGUGUGGAAGGGGCCCCCGAGAAUCGGGCAGACCCCUUCGACCAAGGUGUCGUGGCCACCGACGAGGUGAAGGAGGAACCCCCGGAACCAUUCCAGAAAAUCGGGCCAAUGAACAAUAUCACAUCAGACAUUUUUAAGAAGAAAGAAGUUAGGCAGUGCCAAAGGAGAGAAACUGGCAAUUACACCUGUGAGUUCUGCGGAAAGCAGUACAAGUACUACACGCCCUACCAGGAGCACGUGGCCUUACAUGCCCCCAUCAGUACCGCCCCCGGGUGGGAGCCACCGGACGAUCCAGACACGGGCUCCGAGUGUUCACAUCCGGAGGUCUCCCCGUCUCCACGCUUCGUGGCAGCGAAGGCCCAGACGAACCAGUCGGGGAAAAAAGCUCCGGCCUCCGUGGUCCGAUGCGCCACCCUCUUACACCGCACCCCUCCAGCCACCCAAACCCAGACGUUCCGCACUCCAAAUUCGGGAUCUCCGGCAAGCAAGGCGACCGCAGCAGAAAGCGCUUUCAGUCGGAGAGUAGAAGGCAAAGCACAAAACCACUUUGAAGAGACGAAUAGCAGUUCCCAAAACUCCAGCGAAACUGCAAGUCCCCUGAUUUCCAAUCCUUUCCCUCUCCUACAGAAACCCUACACCUGCGGCGCCUGUGGCAUCCAGUUCCAAUUCUACAGCAACCUGCUGGAGCACAUGCAGUCCCACGCAGCGGACAAUGAGAACAACAUGGCCUCCAACCAGUCUCGGUCACCGCCUGCCGUUGUGGAGGAGAAGUGGAAACCCCAGGCCCAGAGGAACAGUGCCAACAACACCACGACUGGUGGUUUAACACCCAACAGCAUGAUCCCUGAGAAGGAGCGGCAGAACAUCGCAGAGCGGCUGCUGCGGGUCAUGUGCGCCGACCUGGGCGCGCUGAGCGUGGUGAGUGGGAAGGAGUUCCUGAAGCUUGCCCAGACGCUGGUGGACAGCGGCGCCCGCUACGGGGCCUUCUCGGUCACCGAGAUCCUGGGCAACUUCAACACACUGGCGCUGAAGCACCUGCCGCGCAUGUACAACCAGGUGAAGGUGAAGGUGACGUGUGCCUUGGGCAGCAACGCCUGCCUGGGCAUCGGCGUCACCUGCCACUCGCAGAGCGUGGGCCCCGACUCCUGCUACAUCCUCACGGCCUACCAGGCCGAGGGCAACCACAUCAAGAGCUACGUGCUGGGCGUGAAGGGCGCGGACAUCCGUGACAGCGGCGACCUGGUGCACCACUGGGUGCAGAACGUGCUGUCGGAGUUCGUGAUGUCGGAGAUCCGGACGGUGUACGUGACGGACUGCCGGGUGAGCGCGUCCGCCUUCUCCAAGGCCGGCAUGUGCCUUCGCUGCUCAGCCUGUGCCUUGAACUCGGUGGUGCAGAGCGUGCUGAGCAAGCGGACGCUGCAGGCCCGCAGCAUGCACGAGGUCAUCGAGCUGCUCAACGUGUGUGAGGACCUGGCGGGCUCCACGGGCCUCGCCAAGGAGACCUUCGGGUCGCUGGAGGAGACCUCGCCGCCGCCCUGCUGGAACUCGGUCACGGACUCCCUGCUGCUGGUCCACGAGCGCUACGAGCAGAUCUGCGAGUUCUACAGCCGGGCCAAGAAGAUGAACCUCAUCCAGAGCCUCAACAAGCAUCUGCUCAGCAACCUGGCGGCCAUCCUGACGCCCGUGAAGCAGGCAGUCAUCGAGCUGAGCAACGAGAGCCAGCCCACCCUGCAGCUUGUGCUGCCCACCUACGUCAGGCUGGAGAAGCUGUUCACGGCCAAGGCCAACGACGCGGGCACCGUCAGCAAGCUGUGCCACCUCUUCCUGGAGGCGCUCAAGGAGAACUUCAAGGUGCACCCGGCACAUAAGGUGGCCAUGAUCCUGGACCCGCAGCAGAAGCUGCGGCCCGUCCCGCCCUACCAGCACGAGGAGAUCAUCGGCAAGGUGUGCGAGCUCAUCAACGAGGUGAAGGAGUCCUGGACCGAGGAGGCUGACUUCGAGCCUGCGGCCAAGAAGCCCCGCUCCGCCGCCAGCGAGAACCCCGCAGCUCAGGAGGACGAUCGGCUUGGGAAGAGCGAGGUGUACGAUUACCUGCAGGAGCCCCUCUUCCAGGCCACCCCUGAUCUCUUCCAGUACUGGUCGUGCGUGACCCAAAAGCACACGAAACUCGCCAAGCUGGCCUUCUGGCUCCUUGCGGUUCCAGCCGUGGGGGCCAGGAGCGGGUGUGUAAAUAUGUGUGAACAGGCACUUUUAAUCAAAAGGAGACGACUGCUCAGUCCAGAAGACAUGAACAAACUCAUGUUUCUGAAAUCCAACAUGCUUUAAGGCAUUACCUGGGAACAAAUUGAGAAAGAGAGGAAAAGGAAAAAAAAAAAAGAGAACGUUAGGAAAAAAAAAAACACACAAAACACUGUCGCAAACAAAGAAAAGGAAUUUAAGUUCUAAACACUGUGGACCUCAUUAUAAAUGCCCCCUGGAAACGAAGUGCUUUUUUCACUGUGUGUGUGUGCACGUGUGUGCACGUCCGCCCGCGCGUGCGUACGUGUUUGAGCGUGUGUGCCGCUGAUGCGGGCGUGGGGCCUCCUUGCUCGUCUGCGUGGCCGCAGAAGCUUCGUGCACACGUGCACACACAUACAGCCCUGGUGCAUGUGCGCACGCCUGCUUGUGUGCAUUAAACUGGGUGUGUCAGGAAAGCUGAGUGUUAGGGAAGGAGGGAAGACCCUUCACCUCCUUUUCAUGGUAAGGGGGCUUUAAAGAUUCCAUUUUCAGGUGUGCAGAUUGGUGGAAAGCUGAUGCUGUAAUGUGUUCAGGCAGCUGAGUUCUGGAGUGACUUGAUACUCCCUGUCCUUCAGCCCGUGGUCCCUCCAUCCCCCUCCCCCGAGCCCCCCCCCGCCCCUCCUGCACCCCGCCCCUCCCGGCUGCUCUGCCAUGGAUUCUCCAGACUGCAUCAGAUGGACAGUUUCUGCACUGGACUCUGUUCUUCUCACCUUCAGGGCAUUGAGCUGCUGCCUUCGAGACACCCUGGGGUGCCCCGGGGCAGCCGCCUUAGAAACACACCUAUCUAUCUCCCCAAAUCAGGAAAGGAGACUUGAAGAAUAUAAAGCUGACGUUUUGCUUUUUAAUAUAAGAUAGAAAACACAAAAGACAUUUUUGAGAGAAGUAUAGAGACUGUCUCCACUCCUUAAUAAUUUUUUUUCCUAACAUUUGAGCAGUUUUCACCUUUUUUUUUUGGUUUGUUUUUUCAAAUUUGAUUUAGACUCUGUUAGGAGGCACUGAAUGUCUGUAAUUUAUGUUUUGGAGGUUUUUUUUUUUUUAAUUGCCCUCUUUGUUCCUCAAGUCACACUGUAAACUAGCUCAUCUCAGUGGUAUAUUCAGUAUCCUAAGGAUUUUAUUAGCCUUCCCUGUACAGUCCGGUUUCCAUGCGUUUGAACGGCCAAGGCUAUGAACUUGGCUGUGCCGUUUGGAGACCAGGAGGGGGUUGGAGUCAGGUUCACAGAGGUGGGCUUGGUGGAAGCCAUAGGGAAGCACGUGGCUUAGGAGUUGUCUUGAAUGUAAGCGAAGACCCACCCUCCUGGCUCGCCGUGUCUGGUACCGUGAAUGUCCGAUUCUGUACCCAGAGUGCAUUACACUACUCGCCACAUCACUGACCUUCCAACUCAGCAGGGACUCCUGAGUCGAUCCAUGUUCAUGUCCGUCACACCUCGGACCCUCGGCAUCCUCUCCCUUCCCAGGACCCCAGGGGUUCCCGUGGUCCCAUUGCCCACAGCCCUGGGGGUCCCCAUGAGCCUGCGCCUCCCUCCAGGACAGUAGUUGAGCAUGGUGCCUUUUGGGCCAAAUAAUGGAUGUCUGGAGGGUGGGAGGGCAUCAGGCUACGUUCACCUUGACGCCGUCAAAGAGGUUUUCAGGCUUUUCUCUCCAGGAGCAAUUGAAGUUCUACACUCUCAGUGCAAAUGCCGAGAGGGGGACCCCUUCCGCUCCCAAGAGGUGGUUCCCUUGGGGUCAGUGCCCACCCCCAACCCACCUCCUGGCGAAUGAAGUGCUGGUGGUCCCACAUCCCCCCGGUGCCUGUGGAGGUGGGAUAGAGAUGGUUACACCAAAGGCUUCUGGCUGAGAAGGACCACUAUCGUGGGGGGCUCUUUGCAGCAAAGAGGCACAUUCUGCCAUCCUGGGGGCUAAGUCCACUCCACCCCUUCCUAGUAAUAAAGCAUUACUCAACUGUGAGAUACCUCGACUUCAAAAGCACUGUACAACUGCCCUCCCCCAGGUCCAUGGCAGGAAAGUUGGUGUAAAAACUCAAGAAAGCUUAGGAUCGUGGACCAGAGCACUGUCCCAGGUGCCAAGUCUGCUUGCUUUGCUUUAUGAGAACCAACCCUCCGAGUCUUGGACGUUUUGAAAGGCAUCCAAGUGAAAAGCAAGCCGUGGUCUCAGGAACCACCAUGCCCUUUCCUCUCCUGGAGAAGUUCUAGAUACUUCCUCCACAACAUUUCCAGCUGGGGUCACGUCAUCAGAAGAGCCACCAUCGGCACUGGACAGUCACCUGAUGUCACUUCCUAGAGAGUAUGGGAGCAUCAGCAGACUUGUGGAUCAGACCUUUAGGGGCAUUCCAGAAGGUGGCUGCGGGGGUGCUUAUGAGUGACAGGUGCCGACAGCAAAAGGUCCCCCAGCUUUGCUUUGCUGCUGGGGAAGAGUUCAUGACCUGGCACUUUUAACCACACAGGCAGGGUUGGCGCUGCCCCCUUUGUGUGGUCAGUGGGAGCAGGGCCUUGGAGCCCAUCCCCCCUCUCCUUGGAGCAGAGCUGUGCUGGGCUUGCCCCAAUUACUGGGCUAGUUGGGUAGAAAACAGGCAUUUCACUUUCUUGCAAAGCCAUCAGAGACCAAGCCCAGAUGUCAGCAUUCUUCUCUUUGGGACACAAGGAUGUUGGCCCUCCAGGAUGAAAAUUCCAGUAAGUCUUACUAAACUCUGGGUAACGGGUCAUACGUGUCCCCUCCUGUUCUCUCCUUCCUUUUCACCUCAGUUCAAUCCUGAGGGCUUGGCUUGCUCUGCAGGUUUGCUGUGAAUGCCCUUAGGGACUCUGCAAGCUGUGUCCUGGGGCUGCCUCAUCCAGAUACAGUAACAAGGUGGCAGGGAGUCAUUUCUCUGUUGUAACCUCUGGUUCCCCAGAAACUCAUUGCCAACAGGAAAGGCUGUGCCAAGGUGCCCGUCCAUGUGCUUUCUUACGCGGGCAGUGCCCGUGGGGCAAACUGCUGCGAGGAACAGCUUAGUAAAACCCAAAGAUCUCACAGCCCCAGCCACUGGCCCCCUUGCUUCCAGCAAUAUCCACCUGAUCCGAAUUCUAGUUCAGCCAAAGGAUUGAGAUAGGUUCUUUCAGUUCAUCUCCCGCCACCCAGCCUGGCGUUGACCGUCGGAAGGAUUUUGUCAUCUGCCUCCCAAUUCUGUGACCCCUGCAGGGCUCUCCACCGUAGACCCUUGGGGGCUGGAAGACAAGGACGUUGGGCCAUUUCUAUCAUACUGACAGCUGGAGGUGGUCAGUCACCUGCUGACUCGGACACCACUUGCCUCAAGCCGUGAGUUCCCAGGACGGAGAUGGCCUUUGUUUGGACACACGUGGGCCCCAGAGGGGAGGUGGAGAAAACAUACCUCUGAGGGCAGGUGGCUGCACCACCAAAGCCCAGGCCAAGGACCACGGCCUCGUGUGUGGUCCCUCGGAUUUGGAGUAGCCUGGAGGGGUCUCGGUGCCGUCCCUGUCGUCGUGACUGGAUGCUCUUGUCUCAGCCGUUCUCCCUUGCCUGUGCCUGGGUCACCCAGCCAGCCUCCCUCCGGAUGGUAGUUAGAAACCAGGAAAGAAAGCGGGACCACCUGAGCAGAGCUUUCCGCCCGCGCUUCACCUCGGGCUUCCCGGCACAGAAGGCCACCCGCCGCGUCCACGAGCGAGGAGGCUUCGCCACCGUUCCACUGACAGCCUCAUGCGUUGCGUUCGGGGAUUGGCUCUUGGCUGGGAAAAGGGUCCCAGGCUUCCCAGUGAGGAAAGGACAGUCCGGUGACACGGUGGAGAAGUCCCGGGUCUCCAGGACUCUAGCAGGGACGUUUUUUUUCACAGCAGGCCUGGUAGGCUGGCCAGUGUCCUCUCCUUCAGUUUGCUCCCCUAUCUCCCACACUUCCAGGAAACACCGGAGAAAAGCUCCGCAAGGCGUGUUUUCCACUGUGAAGCUGAUCCUCUGCCUCUAGGGGUCCCCCAGGCUUGCACGAGGCCACCUGCUUCCGCCUGGACUUGCACCAGGCUCCUUGGGAAGGGGGCACCUGGAGAGCCGUCAGGGAUCCAGCGCACACUCUCUGGGGACCGCAGGUUCACAAGAAAGGUUUGAAAUGACGCUGGGAUGCGAACGGAGAAGGGAGGUCCCGAGAGAAACAGCCCAGAAGGGGACGGUGCCUGGAAGUUGUCAUCAUCAUGGAUGUGCUUGCAGAGACAGGAAGAGGAGGUGCCCGGGGAUGGUGGGCAGCCUCCCCCUGCCCCACGGAGCCGGGGCGAGUUCAUAGCUUUGCCCUUGGGAACAGCGGUGAUGCCUGUGUCCCUGGGAUGUACCCAAAGGAGGGCUCCUGGAAAGGCUACUGGUUUAGACAGACCCAAGAGGCUAAGUAGGGCUCAGGCUGCCCCCUGGAGACAGUAGAUUGGGGCUCCUGUCUCGCCCCGUCGGCCCGGCCCCAGCCCCUCCAUCCGGCUGGGCAGUGGGCGGACUGGGAAGGGGCGUGCCCCUCUCUUCACUGUGGCUCAAGUUUGCUAGGCCAGUUAUGGUGAACCAAUGAUACAGUGUUUUCCCUCUUAUGUUUUCCUCCCCGUUGCCCCUUUCCAGGGUUUUCUGGAGGAUCUUGUUGUUUUCUUCCUCUGUCAUUGGGGUUUGGGGAUCGUGGUCGGUAGAGGCCUGCCUUUCCCUGAAGGGGCCCUGGGGUUUCCGUGCGAGGAGGCGCCUGCUCCCACUUUGAUGAGGGUGAAGAUCGCUGUUGGUUGUAUUCAGGCCCCCACUGCCGCCACCACGACGGGCGUUGCUUUGGUGAUUCACCUCCUGUACAGAGAAGGAUUUGCUAGGUUUGCAGGUGGGUGUCAGCAUCAGGACCACGAGGGCCCUACCCACCCACGCGUCCCAUGGGCACCUUGACUCUUCGAACCAAAGUUCCUUAAAGGGGCACAGCCCAGCCUUGUCCACAACCUCAGGGGCCUGGGGUCCCUGUGGCGCAUCCUGAAGUCCAGGUUGGCAGAGACCACGGGAGCUGAGACCAGCCAGGAGGGGGUCCUCCCACAACCCAGGUGCCAGCCGGUCCGCGCCUGGGACCCUCCUUCCCGCCCAGCCGGUGUGGCUGGGUGCCCAAGUGGCAAGCGACCUCAUGGACUGGAGUGGGGCUGAGACUUGCCAGCCAGGAGAGAGAGGGACCUGCGGGGCCGGAGGCUCAGACCCGCCGGGCAGCGCGUGCAGGGCCAUUCAGAUCCCAAGCAUCAGGAAAUCAUUUUGUACAACCACCUGAAGCAGAGAUAUUUUUUAAAAAGCGUAAAUUAUUCUCAGUUGUUUUCUGAUCCUGCCUUUUUCUUUUCCCCACAACUUCACGUCGGUGAUUCUUUCACAUCAGGUAAAUCUCGAGAAAGCCUUGGUGCCCCCUCCCUCCUGUGCCCCACUCAGUAACCCCGUGCGUGCACCACCCCAUCCUCUCUCAGUAGUUAAGACAUUCUAGGCAAUACCAUAGGCACAUCCGACUGUGUCUCUCUCUUCGAGUGCAAGAAACUCAAGUCAUCUUAAAAAAAAAACAAAAAAAUUUACAAAAAAACAAACACAAAAAAAUAUCUUUUUUAGGCCAGAGUUUUCUACAGGUAUUAAUGAAUAUUUUUCUUAAUCCUUAUAAGUUUUAUGUGUUUAAUAUUUCUUAAUACCGGUAGCAUUAAUUUAUACUUUUGUAGCAACACAAUAUUUUUAUAAACAGCCAGCGCUUGGCUCAAGUCUCCACAAGGGGUUUAUGCAGGGCCGUUGCGGGACCCCGUGUACCAUGUACUGUAUUUAAAAAAAAAGUUACCUAGUGUCACCCUUGCUGUGUUAAUUAACAAAAGACGUUUGCGGUCUCCUGUGUCGUCGGUGUGGGCCCAACAGCUCUCCAAGGAGUCAUUGCAUGGGGGUUGGAUUCUUGUGAUACGAAAACCCCCGAGACCAAACUUGAGGGUUUAUUUAGGGUUUUCUCUUUGUCCUCUGGGUUUUUCGUUUCCCUUUGUUUUGGUACCAUUUCUCCAUUUACAGCCAAAUCAGUUUCGUGAUGUUUAAAACUUUCACUGAUGUCAAAUGGAGGAAAGGAAAAGAAAAAAAAAAAAAAGAUUUUUACAAAGUAAUAAAAUUUAAAACUGAGCUGUUUCAAUGUUGCUGUUUUUACCUGUCUGUUCUUGUCCAAAAGUGGGACAUUCCCAGGGAGAAGAGGAAGGUUCCACUUGGUUCCUUAAAUCGCCAAAAGCCCCCACCCAGAAUUCAGCAUCCCCUACCCCUCGAAUCUUGCAACAUGAUUUCCCAGUUGGUUGAUGCCAAGGCAAGAAGACAUCCUUUGAAUGGUUAGAGAGGAUCAGUUGCUUAAAUGAUUUCAUGUCAGUGUUGUAUUUAUGGUUUUACAAUAAAACGACUUUUAGGAAGAUGGCA